GCCGUAAUGAGUCAACUUCUCACCCAAUUCUUCAGGAACAAUUCUUGAAUAUCAAACGAGAACGUCUUUUAUUGCUCAAAGGAUUAAAUUUGUUCCCAUUACAUUGUCCGACAAUAUUCCUUGUAGGAAUUUCAAUAUUGGACUUUUUACUUGGUUUGAUAUUAUUAAUAAUAUGCCUAAACUGGUACGGGACAAGGGACUCGAACCCUCAACACCCGAAGGUACCAGGUCCUAAGCCUGGCGUGUCUAGCCAUUCCACCAAUCCCGCUUUACUGGUGUCCUGUGGAGGGAUCGAACCUCCGACUUUUUGCUUAAAAGGCAAACACUCUACCGCUGAUGCUAAUUUUAUGGCUGGGGUGGCUGGGAUUGAACCAACGAUCAAGGAGUCAAAGUCCUUUGCCUUACCACUUGGCUACACCCCAAAAGUUAUUGCUUCUUUUCUCG
Molecule: messenger RNA, 444 nt
Organism: Ambispora gerdemannii
Lineage: Eukaryota; Fungi; Glomeromycota; Glomeromycetes; Archaeosporales; Ambisporaceae
Source: the annotation of a GenBank genome assembly